Molecule: messenger RNA, 1867 nt
Organism: Octopus bimaculoides (California two-spot octopus)
Lineage: Eukaryota; Metazoa; Mollusca; Cephalopoda; Octopoda; Octopodidae
Product: zinc finger protein ZPR1
Cellular component (GO): nucleus
Molecular function (GO): zinc ion binding
Source: RefSeq, a predicted model, not a curated record
GAUUUUCACUAGAGUGUUAGGGUUAGGGUUACUCCGUCCCGAACCCUGACCCUAAAACCCUAACCCUAACACCCUAGUGAAGAUCGUGCGGGUGUUAAUCUGAAAAAUUACCGAAGUUUACGUGAAAUACAAGAACCAAACCCAGAAGCAUGUGCAUUUUAUUUAUUUAUUUUUCGCGGAAAAAUACUUUCUCUUGGUGAUCACUGGCAGAUGUGUAAAGAAAUAGAAAUAAUUUAAUUUGAGCUUGAGAAGCACCCGCGGAAGUAGCUAGCACUUGUAGAAAAGUUUUCAGUAAAAAAAUUGCUGGAGAGUUAAAAUGAGUACGGAUAAUAAAGUACCUGCCAAGGUGCAGAUAUUUCAAAAUAUUAGUGCAGAUGACCCUGAUGUCACUGAAAUUGAAAGCUAUUGUGUCAAUUGUGAAUUACAGGGCAAAACCAAAAUCUUACUCACUAAAAUUCCAUUUUUCAAAGAAGUGAUUAUUAUGUCAUUUAACUGUGAUCAUUGUGGAUUUCAUAACAAUGAGCUAAAGCCAGGUGCAGCUAUACAACAACUAGGUGUGCAGUACAAAGUUCGAAUUACUUCUAAGAAGGAUUUAAACCGGCAAGUUAUUCAAACUGAUUCUGCUACAAUAAGAAUACCAGAACUAGACUUUGAAAUUCCACCAGGGAAAGGAAGCAUAACAAACAUUGAAGGUUUGAUAGCAAAUGCAAUAACAGGAAUUGAGUUCCAACAACCCCUCCGAAAAAUACAACAUCCUGAAUUAGCAGAACAAUUAGAUGCAUUUGUCAUUAAGUUGAAGAAACUUCUUGAAAUGGAAGAACCAUUUACACUUAUUAUUGAUGAUCCCAGUGGUAACAGCUUUGUGGAGAAUCCUCAUGCUCCAAACAAAGAUACAGAAAUGGUUGUGCACAACUUUAAAAGGUCUGCUGAACAGAAUGUAUCACUUGGCAUACCACCUGAAGAAGAUGAUCGGAGUGUUGUUGCAAGUGCUGGAAUUCCUGCUGACAGUACUUUGAACCUUAAAGAUGAGGUGUUAUCCUUUGACAUAAAUUGUCCUAACUGCAAUGCAUUGUGUUCUACUAACAUGAAAUUAAUCAAUAUUCCUCACUUUAAGGAAGUUGUUAUAAUGGCUACAACUUGUGAUCAAUGUGGCCAUCGUGAUAAUGAAGUUAAAAGUAGUGGUGCCAUAGAACCAAAAGGGAAACACUUGGAUUUGAGAAUACGAACAAUUUCUGAUCUGUCUCGAGAUGUCUUGAAGAGUGAAACCAGCAGCAUUUCUAUUCCAGAACUUGACCUUGAAGCUACGAUUGGUUCUUUAGGAGGAAAGUUUACAACAGUUGAAGGUUUACUUACUGAUAUAAAGGACUCACUGUCAAAGAACAAUCCCUUUUGCUUUGGUGACUCUGCUCAGGAAGAUACAAAAGCAAAACUGAAUGAAUUCAGUAAUAACAUUUCCGAGAUUAUAUCAGGAGAAAAGCUUAAUGUCCAUUUGAUCCUUGAUGAUCCUGCAGGCAAUAGUUAUAUCCAGGAUUUAUGUUUUCCUGAAGAAGACCCUGACCUUAAAAUCACAUAUUAUGAAAGGAAUUUUGAACAGAAUGAAAGUCUAGGCUUAAAUGAUAUGAAAACUGAGAAUUAUUAAGAAGAUUUAAUGCACUAAAUCAUAUCCAUUUUGAUUUUAAAAUACUAUAAAGUUGCUUAUUGGUUUUAAAGAUAUUUGUUCUUAUCUUUAUUCAUAGCUUACAAUCAGUGUGAAAUCUUAGUUAUGUUAUCUCUUAUGUUAAUUAUUUGCAAACCUUUUCUUUUACCAAUGUAAGUUGUUUGCUGACUGCAUUAUGUUAUGGAUUGAAUAAAAUCUUUGAUGUCAGAG